Messenger RNA from Pangasianodon hypophthalmus (striped catfish), 4183 nucleotides. It is a transcript of the gene map3k7, whose product is annotated as mitogen-activated protein kinase kinase kinase 7. Gene Ontology annotation, molecular function: MAP kinase kinase kinase activity; magnesium ion binding; ATP binding. NCBI's taxonomy places the organism in Eukaryota, Metazoa, Chordata, Actinopteri, Siluriformes, Pangasiidae. Gene Ontology annotation, biological process: JNK cascade; protein phosphorylation; positive regulation of canonical NF-kappaB signal transduction. The transcript is spliced from 17 exons. The record is from RefSeq and is a predicted model, not a curated record. Bases 680 to 2470 code for a protein of 596 amino acids.
GGGGUGAUUCGGGACCCCGCCAUGUGUACUGUUCUGCCCGAGAGCUAGAGCUAGAGAGCGCACACUUCCUGGAGCUGUAAGAAGCCGCUCUGGCAGCGCGGCCAGCGAACCAAAACAACACCAACAACAUGGAGGAGACGAGUUAAAGCCCGGCCCGUGUGUGGAAUGGGUGGAAGGACGUGUAUCUGUGAGAGACGGACACGUGUGGCACAUGUUUCAAAGCCAAUGUCGGGGAGCCUGUGUUCAUCCGCAGUCCAGCUCAGCUAAGCUAAGCUAAGCGGCCUAGCUAACUAGCUAACGCUACAGCACGCAGUGUCGCUGUCAGUAUACUUUUAUUUAGUUUAUAGUUCCAGUGCAAAAACUCCACCGGUUGCCUUUCAAACCCGUUAUUUUUGAACAGGUAACCAGAAAACAUCACCGUCUCCUGUCACGUCCUUCGCACUUUCCACUAAAGUGAAGCUAGCUGCAAUGCUAGCUUGUUAGCUAGCUAACUUUCCAAAAGUUGCUGCAAAACCCGUCAGUGUUGUGAUGCCCGGCCUGGCAGUACACACCAGACACACUCUUACUUUUCUCACAGGCCUUUUUGCCACCUACUGAAUGUUCCUAGCUUCUGGAAAACGCUUGUAUUUUCACGCGUCGUGUUUUUAAUGCUUGGUGUUAGCUAGCUAGCUGGCUAGCGAUGUCUGUCCCGUCCUCAGAAAUGCUCGAGACGCCUCCUGGAUAUCCUUUCGAGGAGAUUGAGUAUGGAGACAUUGAAGUGGAAGAGGUGGUGGGCAGAGGAGCUUUCGGAGUGGUAUGCAAGGCCAAGUGGAAAGGCAAAGACGUGGCCAUCAAGACCAUAGAGAGUGAAUCAGAAAGGACUGCUUUUUUUGUCGAGCUCCGUCAGUUGUCUCGCGUGAAUCACCCCAACAUUGUGAAGUUGUACGGCUCCUGUCAAAACCCUGUAUGUCUGGUAAUGGAAUAUGCAGAAGGCGGCUCUCUGUACAAUGUGUUGCACGGCGCAGAGCCACUCCCCCACUACACAGCGUCCCACGCCAUGAGCUGGUGUAUGCAGUGUGCUCAGGGCGUCUCGUAUCUCCACGGCAUGAAACCAAAGGCGCUCAUUCACAGGGACCUCAAGCCACCCAAUCUGCUGCUGGUCGCCGGAGGCACCGUUCUCAAGAUCUGUGACUUCGGGACGGCGUGCGACAUCCAGACGCACAUGACCAACAACAAAGGCAGCGCAGCCUGGAUGGCUCCCGAGGUGUUCGAAGGCAAUAACUACAGCGAGAAGUGUGACGUGUUCAGUUGGGGUAUUAUUCUGUGGGAGGUGAUCACACGCAGGAAGCCUUUUGAUGAGAUCGGAGGACCAGCCUUCCGCAUCAUGUGGGCCGUGCACCGUGGAACUCGUCCUCCUCUCAUUAAGAACCUGCCCAAGCCCAUCGAGAGUCUGAUGACACGCUGCUGGUCCAAAGAUCCCUCACAGCGGCCUUCCAUGGAGGAGAUCGUCAAAAUCAUGACCCACCUGAUGAAGUAUUUCCCUGGGUCAGACGAGCCGCUGCAGUACCCGUAUCAAUAUUCGGAUGAAGGCCAGAGUAACUCUGCAACCAGCACAGGCUCCUUCCCCAGCAUGAGCAACAAGAACGACGGCAGCAUGGAUCACGGCACUCCGGCCGGCACCAACGACACCAUCAAGACCAUAGAGAAGUUCGCACCAUUCAAACCAAAGGCUGAUCCACUGAGGCCUGGGCAUUCUCUGUCAAGAGGGGGCAGCGUUGAGAGUCUGUCAGUGCCAGGCAGAACACACUGCCUGCCCUCAUCCGACAGCAAACGAAUGAGCGCCGACCUCUCUGAGCUCAGACAAGAUGACAAGAUGCCCUUCUCUCCAGCGCGGCCGCAGUAUAAACGAGGCCACCGCAAAACAGCGUCACAUGGCACCAUUCUGGACAUUCCAGAGAUCAUCGUCACAGCCACCUGUGACCUUAGACGGAGGUCAGUACAGGAUCUGCCUGCCGCCUUCCCUGGAGAGACAGGACAGGAAAGCAGGAACAGCAGCAGGUCGUCCAGUCCCAGCGUAAGGAUGAUCACGCCCGACAAGAACAGAUACAGUUUCUCUCCCGAUGACCCUACAGACACUAAUGGUUCUGAUAACUCCAUUCCCAUGGCUUAUCUGACACUGGAUCACCAGUUACAGCCACUCGCUCCAUGCCCGAACUCCAAGGAGUCGAUGGCUGUGUUUGAGCAGCACUGUAAGAUGGCACAGGAGUACCUGAAAGUGCAGACGGAGAUCGCUCUGCUCAUCCAGAGGAAGAACGAGCUGAUAGCCGAGCUCGAUCAGGACGAGAAGGACCAGCAGAACACAUCUCGUCUGGUCCAGGAGCACAAGAAGCUUCUAGAAGAGAACAAGAGCUUGUCCACCUACUUCCAGCAGUGCAAGAAGCAGCUGGAGCUCAUCCGUGCACAGCAACAGAAAAGACAGGGCACGUCGUGAUGCCCUUUCAGAAAAAAGGAGAAAAAAAAUGCCGCAGACACAGACUGGCUCACUUACACCAUGUCUUGUUUUUUUGUUUUUUUUUUUGUUUUUCCCCAGCCCCAGUUAAUCAUGAUUUCCUCCUGUAGCAGCCUGUGUUUCGACGCCAUGGAUUGACUUGGCUGAGACUGACUGUGCACGAGCAUGUCGCCUCCAGAACAGGAUCGAGAGCAUUUGAAAUGCCAACUAGAAGUUCUCUUUUAUUAAAAAAAAAAAAAAAAGAGCAGUGCGCUUGUAUACACACUAAUGCCCCUGUUGGUCCUAAUGAGCCAAAGUUUAGCUUUUUUUUUUUUUUUUUAGUGAAGUGUGCAGAUUCGAGGCCUUAGGGAAGGACCACGUCUGUGUAAAUCCCAUCGGUUCGCAGGAAUGUCGGUUCGAUUUGCCCUUCCUCACCAAUCCCACAAUUCCCCUGGAGGAUCAGGCGAUGCCGCUUUACUGGCCGUCGGUCCUUGAGAAUGUGAACACAAAGCAGUUUUAAGUUACAUGGAUUCUAAACUGAUUUUAUUGUGUUUAUAUAUAUAUAUAUAUCUUAGUUCAUAUCUUAUUUUCAUUUUUAACCUUAUGCAAAAACUAUGUAUCUUUUAUGAUAUUUCUUGCUAAAGGCGUUUUAAUGUUAAAAGGGGGAUGUAUUUUGCAUAUGCCUUGCACGUCGUACCUUGAACCCAGCACCUGUGACGAAAUAAGGGAGCCUCACAAAAAAAAAAACAAAAAAAAAAGAUGCAAUAUUUUAAACAGCUUUGUUUUCUUUUCAAGUUUAUUAGCUGUAAAGCCAGAUUAACCCGGCUCAGCAGUAUAGCUUAUGUUAUUGUGAUACCAAGACAGCUAAUUAAGAUUACAGUGUUGUUUUUUUUUUUCCUCUUUAUUUAUCAUCCGCUGACCUUGUACGGUGACUUGCACACAGGUGUCGAUGAGAUAGAAGCUGUAGAAUCACGCAGGCUCGUUCCUGCCUGAUCUGUUGUUUUUUUUUUUUUUUUUUUUUCUUUUCUUUUUUUUUUUUUUUUUUGGAGUAUUCUUAGUUCACAUGUUGCCUUAGAGGUUUAAUCGCUUGCAUUUACUUGCGUUUUAAUAAGGCGGACUCGUUAAGUGUAAUUAACAGUAUAACCAAUUGGUGUGCGUGAGUGGAUCUUUUUUUUUUUUUUUCUUUUAUGCAAAGAAAUGGAAUCAGGAAGCUAACGUGAGCCAGAUUUAUUUUUUUUUUAAUCUGGUCGAAGGUGUGGUGUUAGUAUGCUGCAGAAAUCACUGACCGUCAUGUCCGUCGCUCACGAUUCCACUUCAUUCAGUCGUCAGUUACGUCUCAUCUGUGUGAGAGUUCCCCUUUGUUGUAUUUUAAGAAAAGAGCGUGUCCACUCAAAGCAGGUGACAUCUCUUGUCCUUCCUGCCUCUGAAAUCUGUCCCCUCUGGCAUUUUUUUUGCACAGUCACCUUGUUCAUGAUGACACAAGUUAGCGUUUCACUCACAACUUUCUGAGCACGGAAAAAAAAUUCACAAUCUUUGUCUAUUUUUUUUUCAGUUGUCAUUUUUUCUGUACCUAUUUGUUUGUUCCUCAAGUUGCAUUUGUAUGAUGAGUGUCUGUACUUUGCGCUGUACAUAAGACGUCUGAUUUCUUAAGCUAUGGGGAGCGGGAUUGCACAGAGGAGUAUCGCAUCUUGAAAUAAAACGGACAGGUGGACAUUG